This is a messenger RNA of Scutellospora calospora, 1647 nucleotides long. The record is from the annotation of a GenBank genome assembly. Lineage: Eukaryota; Fungi; Glomeromycota; Glomeromycetes; Diversisporales; Gigasporaceae.
AUGAGAGCAUCUUUCCUACUCACUCUCUUCCUUACGGUCUUUGUUUCUGCGGCACCUGUCGUAGAAAUACGAGAUGAUACCCAAAUUACCUCUAACAUACUUGCGCCAUUUACUAUACUGGACAAAACCGCUCAACCCGUAACACGUCAAAUUACUUUUAAUUUGGCUCCAAUACAAAUGGCUCCUGAUGGAUAUUCGCGUACUUUAUAUGCUGUAAAUGGUCAAUAUCCUGGUCCUAUGAUUCGAUGUAAUAAAGGUGAUCAGCUCGUUAUAACUGUUAAAAAUGAACUUGGUGUUUAUACCACUGUUCAUUGGCACGGUUUAUUCCAAUUAGGAACUACUUGGUACGAUGGUGUUCCUGGAGUAUCUCAAUGCUUGAUUCCUCAUCAGUCCAAUUUCGUGUAUAAUUUCACCACUGCUGGCCAAAGUGGAACUUAUUGGUGGCAUGCUCAUUACAUGGCUCAAUAUCUUGAUGGCUUGCUAGGCGCUUUGAUCAUUCAUGAUCAUGAAGAUCCUUAUUUGACGGCAUACGAUUAUGAGUAUGUGGUCACUUUAACUGAUUGGUAUCAUCAAUCAUCAAGUCAAUUAUUGAGUCAAUUUUUAACACCAGGAUAUAAUGGUUCAAAUGUUACUGCUCCAUCAUCCGAUUGUAAAUCAAACUCCGAGUUGGCUGUUUAUAAAGUUACAAAAGGAAAAAAAUACAGAUUUAGAUUAAUUAAUACUAGUGCACAGGCUGCUUUCAUUUUUUCAAUUGAUAACCAUCCCAUGAAAGUAAUUGAAGUUGAUGGUAUUAUCGUAAAAUCUUUCGAAAUAAAUCGUAUUUCUAUGCAUGUCGCUCAAAGAUAUUCUGUAAUUAUUGAUGCAAAUAAUGAUGUCAAGAACUACUGGAUUCGUGCCACUUUAUCUCCUGAAUGCAUACCACAUUCCAAUACAACAAUCAAUUUUAAUUCGGCAAUCAAUUAUAAUGUUACUGCAAUACUUUCUUAUGAUGGAGCUGAUAAUAAAGAUCCUGAAACUAAUGCAUUCACUGAUUUUGUUCGUCCAUGCAGAAAUCUUAAUAAUAGUUUAAUAAAACCCUAUUUUGAGAGUAAAUUAUCUGAUAAAAUUGUAGACACUUCUUCUUAUAACGUAACUUUCGGUACAACAGCUAAUAAAGUUAAAGCAGCAUUUAUAAACAACUCAAGUUAUGUUUCGGAUUUUAACAGUCCAACUGAUAUCAAAGUCAUUACAUAUGAUAUUGAUGCGAAAACUUUACCAACAAGCCAAAAUAUAAAAGAAUAUGAUGAUAGUCUCUAUGGUGGUGUUGCUGAAAUAAUUGUGUAUAAUUCUAAUCAAGCUAACCAUCCAUUCCACUUUCACGGUCGUACUUUCUACCUCGUGGGAGAAGGAGAAAAUGGAACUAAAGUCGACGAGUCUACAUUUAAUUUAGUUGAUCCACCUAUACGUGACACUACAGUGGUGCCAGCUGGAGGAUGGACUGUUAUAAGAUUUAUCCUUAAUAAUCCUGGUAUUUGGGUAUUCCAUUGUCAUAUUGAGUGGCACAUUGAAUUGGGGAUGUUAAUUCAAACCGUUGAAUCACCCAAGGCUUUACAAACCUUAAAAGUACCUGAUAACGUUAAAGCCUUAUGUAGUAAUUAUGGCACAUAG